GGGUGAGUGACGGGCGGCCACAUCCUCUUCGUCCGAGCCGCCAGACGCUGCCGUCCCCGGGGAAGAUGCGCCUCAAGAGUCCCACCGGAUCGGAGUGGAGUUGAGGAGAAUCCACGGGUGGAAAGUUACACGAGUUGUCGGACGGAGCGGACAGGUGCCUUCUCUACCUUCCUCGCCGCCCUCACCCCCCCCCCCCCCCCCCCCCCACCCGCACCGAGCCAUGCUGUGGACGCGGUGGGUUCUGCUGCUGCUCUGCUGGGGGGCCGCCGGCGGCCAGCGUCCGCAGCGGCAGCCCGAGGAGGGCGACUCGUCCCCGGGUGCCGAGCGAGCGGACUCCCGUAGGCAGCGGUCGCCGCCCCCGGUGGAGCCGCUGGAUUUCGGCUUCGUCCCCGCAGCCGUGUACGAUACGCACGCGUACUACGAAGCCGGGGCCAUCGGGAUCCUCUUCCACAUGGUCCACGCCUUCCUUUACGCUGUUCAGCCCAACUUCUUCCCAAAAGAUCUGAUUGUUCAAGUCAUUCAGCAAAACAUGGGAGGGAUUAAAGUAGAAGAAUGGAAAAAGCCAGAGAACGUGGUCCUCCUGCUCCAGUGGGUGUACUACGAGGCCGGGUUCCUGGUGUGCGCGGCCAUCGGCAUCGUCUUUGUGGUCCUCGUCCCCGUGUUCGGCAUGUGCUUCUGCGUGUGUCGGUGCUGCGAGAAUUGCGGCGGCGAGAUGCACCAGAGGCAGAGGAAGAACGCUGACUGCCAGCGAGGUUUCUUCACUGCCUCGCUCCUCGCCACCACCAUCUUCAUCACCGUGGGGGUCCUGGUAGCCUACGCGGCCAACCACAACAUCAGCUCCCACAUCAAGAGCACCCGGCGCUUCAUCAACACCAACAUGAGGGACCUGAAGAUGUUUGCCAACAACACGCCUGCGCAAAUCGAAUACCUGACAGGACAGUACACCACGGCCAAGAACAAAGUCCUGUCUGAGCUGGACAACAUUGGACCCUUGCUGGGGGGGAGGAUUCACAGCCAGUUGGAGAAGGAGGUGGUCCCCUCCCUGGACAGCGCCCUGCGAAUGGCAGGAGCUAAAGUUGAGAAUGCGGUCAAAGCCAUGCGGGAGACCAAGGAGGCCCUGGAGAGCGUCAGCUCCUCGCUGCAGGUCCUUCAGGAGGGCACGGAGAAGCUGAAGGACAGCCUGGUCGGAGAGCGGGCGUCGCUGUCCAACACCUUGUCCGACCCGGCCUGCACCAACGGCGCCGUGUCGCCCAGCUGCAACGCCAUCCGCUCCACGCUCUUCCAGCUGGGGAUCAACGCCGACUUCGCCAAGCUCCCGGAUGUCAGCCACGCCUUGGCGAAUGUCCAAACUGUCCUGAAGACCGACCUCAGCAACGUGGUCCAAAAGGGAUACUCAUCCUUCAAUGACACGCCAAGGCUGGUCAAAGAGCAGACCAGGAAUAUCCUAUCAGCACUACCCCGAGUCAAAGCCAUGCUGGACAAGAUCGGCUCGGACAUCAACGGCUUCGCCAAGAUGUUUCCGGUGGAAGCGUCGCUGGUCAACUUCACGGUUUUCCUGAACGAUGGACAGAAGAAGAUGGAGUCUUAUUACCCUCAGAUCGACCAGAUGGAUUUCUACAGGUGGAUCGGCUGCGUGGCGGUGCUCUGCAUGGUGGUCCUCAUCCUGGCCUUCAACAUCCUGGGUCUGCUCUGCGGCGCCUGCGGCUAUGACAAGCAGGCCACGCCCACCACCCGCGGCUGCCUGUCCAACACGGGAGGAAACCUGCUCAUGGCCGGGGUGGGCUUCUCCUUCAUCUUCUCCUGGGUGCUGAUGGCCAUCGUGACCACGCUGUUUGUUGUCGGGGGCAACCUGGAGAAGCUGAUGUGUGAGCCGUUGGCCAAUAGGCAGCUCUUCAAGAUCAUCGACACGCCAUUCCUGGUCCAUCCGGCCAAGAAGAACUUCCUUCCUGGGAUGCUGUUCCAGAACCCAAACAUUGACCUGACCCUGGGAAGCAUGUACAGGGAGUGCUACGAGAACAACGGCCUGUACCACGCCCUGCAGCUGGAGACCAUGUUCAACGUGAACUCCUUCCUCAACAGAACUGUGUACAACAAGGAUGUGGCCAAAGUGCUGGAGGGCGUGCAGGUGGACCUGCAGGACAUCACGCUGCUGGAGCAGGCGGGCAGAGACAACCUCAUCAACUUUGCCAAUUCUGGCAUCGGACUCAUCGACUACGAUGCGUACCUGGCCGAGGUCAAUAGGGGCGUCACACUGGUGGAUCUUCUCACCUUCUCCACUGACUUGGAAGCUCAGGCCGACCAGCUGCCCCGUGGAGCUCUGGAGAACGCCCUGAAAGGUCACGCCAGCAGCAUCAGGCAGAUUCACAGGGAACACGUCAUCCCCAUGGAGCAAGCCAUGAAGUACGUGCGUGCCAGGAGCACCUUGAGCCAGAGCAUCAAGCUGCUGCAACGAACCUCCAGUGACCUCCCGGUCAAGGUCACCAACAUCCUGAGCGCCAUCGACGCGUCCGAGUACCUCAUCACUCACAACGCCUCGCAUGUGGUCAAGCUGGAAACAAAAGGCUACGUUGAAAGCUUGGUGGGAUACUUCAAGCAGUACACGGACUGGGUACACAACUCUCUGACUGCAGAGGUGGCCCAGUGUAAGCCCAUCAGCAACAUCGUGGACAGCAUGGAGAUCGUAGCGUGCAGUUUCAUCGUGGACUCGGUGAACACGUUCUGGUUCGGUCUGGGAGCCUGCAGCAUCCUCCUGAUCCCCAGCAUCAUCUUCUCCAUCAAACUGGCCAAAUACUACAGGAGGAUGGACACGGAGGAUGUCUUUGAAGACGGACAUGACAACUGGAACUGAAGCCCCGCCCCUUCCUGACUCGGCCUCUCCAUUUCCUCCAUCCUUCCGCCGUUCCUCUUCAAGUCUUCGUGGAAUGAUUCUGCUACCAAAAGGGAAGAAAGUCCGCAACAACGUGGAGCUGUCGAUUUGUCAACGCAGCCCCAUCCAUCAAACCUUCAUCAUCAUCAUCAUCAUCAUCAUCAUCAUCAUCACUUCCAUCACAUGGACUAUACGUCACUGCUUCCAUGUGCAUUUGGGACGUGUUACUUCUUGGAGAUAGAAUAUGUGUCUUUGCUGUGAGAGCAUCUUUUGGGCUCAGUGGAGGACCAACUUAGCUUCUAGAAGAUUAGCUUGGGGAGCCCAGACUUUGGUCUGCCAAUCAGGAACAAUCUUUCUUUUUUAUCUUGCUGUCAGAUAUACCAUGGCAAAGAAUAUCAAAGUCCACUUUAGCUUAGCUUAGCAUAACUUAGUUUAGCUUAGCCUAGAUUAGCUUAGCACCAAGGACGUGAUCAUAAGAUGAUCAGAUCAUGUUGGGUUUGCUGUUGAUUGGGACAAAGACAGAAAGAAACAACUGGAAUGUGACAUCAUCCCAACGUUCUUCCAUCCAUCCAUCUAUCCAUCCUCCCAUCCAUCAACCAUCCAUCCAUCCAUCCAUCAUCCACCCAUUCAUCCACCUAUCCAUCCACCCACCCAACCAUCCAUCCAUCUACCCAUCCAACCAUCAACCAUCCAUCCACCCACCCAUCCAUCCAUCAACCAUCCAUCCACCAUCCAUCCAUCCAUCCAUCCAUCCAUCCAUUUUCUGCACCGCUUCUCCUCACCAGUUAUGCUGGAGCCUAUCCCAACAUGAUGAGGAAAAACAAUGUCCUGUGUGAAAACAUAUUUUGUUAAAAGUUUUAAUAUGAGAAAGAAAAGAACGUUUUUGCAAAAUGAAUGUGGUAGAAAAGAGAAAAGUUAGAAUAUGAAUUUUAUUAUGAAUUUCCAUUUUCCAAGAAAAAGUGGUAAACGAACAAGAAGAAGAAAAAUAAAUCCGGUACCUCCUCUGCCCGAUUCCAAAGCUCAUACAGGAAGUUUACAACUUUAUUUUCAUAUGUUUUUAUUAGCACAAUAAAUAUGUAAAUGUAUGAGAAAGAAGGUCAUAUUAGCUUUGCCAAAGGUCAUCGUGUUACAUUUUAUUCUUCUUCUUUUCCAGAAAAAAACUCAUCAUACCGCAUGAAUAAAGUCUUAUAUUUAGGAGAAUAAAGUCCUUCAUUUACCAGAAAUUUACCAGAAAAACUUGCACUUUUCUCAUAAGUGUUGUUGUCUUCUUCUGGUGGACCCAAUGUUGUGGUCUGGUCUGGUCUGGUCUGGUGACCAUACCAUCAUGAAGACACAAUGACACACA
Messenger RNA from Doryrhamphus excisus (bluestripe pipefish), 4211 nucleotides. The record is from RefSeq and is a predicted model, not a curated record. NCBI's taxonomy places the organism in Eukaryota, Metazoa, Chordata, Actinopteri, Syngnathiformes, Syngnathidae.